ACAUCUUCUUGAAGUCUUUCUCCAUUGGCGGCAGAAAUUUUUUGGCUCGACUAAUUCAGAAAAUCCCAAUAACUUCAUUGUUCAAAUUGCACCAAUUAAAAUCAUGUCUCCAAUCAGCUCAAUUAAUUUGUCAAGAAUCUUCUCAAAGCUUGACAAGAAUGGUGAUGGCCUUGUGAGUCAUGAUGAGUUAAAGGGAUUUCUUGAUACCAUAGGAAUUAUUGCAAGCCAAGAGGAGCUAGAGUUGCUAGUUGGGAAAACAAGCCUAGACUCUAUUGAUUUUUUCCUCUUCUAUGAUGCUAUCACAAAAGCAAAUAUUAAUAAAGGAAGCAAUUAUAAGUACCAGGACGAUGAUCAUCGAGAAAAUAUUUUCUUGAAAAAUGACCUUCAGAAAGUGUUCAGAGUAUUCGAUUUAAACGGGGACGGAUUCAUAUGUUGCGAGGAGCUGCAGAGGGCAUUGUCAAGAUUAGGAUUAUGGGAUGAACAAUGUGGGAAAGAUUGUAAGAGCAUGAUUAAUUUUUAUGACAAAAAUUCAGAUGGAAAACUUGAUUACGAGGAGUUUAAGGACAUGAUGUUUGAUAAUUAAUUAGAAUUAGAUAGAGUAAUAUAAUCCCGCUUCCAAUCUACCUUCAAAAAAAUGUUUUAGUUGUA
Messenger RNA from Solanum dulcamara, 648 nucleotides. Its product is annotated as probable calcium-binding protein CML44. The coding region runs from base 104 to 583 and encodes 159 amino acids. Lineage: Eukaryota; Viridiplantae; Streptophyta; Magnoliopsida; Solanales; Solanaceae. The transcript has a single exon. Gene Ontology annotation, molecular function: calcium ion binding. The record is from RefSeq and is a predicted model, not a curated record.